Molecule: messenger RNA, 657 nt
Organism: Phycomyces blakesleeanus NRRL 1555(-)
Lineage: Eukaryota; Fungi; Mucoromycota; Mucoromycetes; Mucorales; Phycomycetaceae
Exons: 2
Coding region: 40-222 (60 amino acids)
Source: RefSeq, a predicted model, not a curated record
AAUCUCAACAAGCAAACAAUCAAAAUCAUCAUCUCAAUCAUGAAGGCCUCUUACAUUCUCGCUAUCGUUGCCAUCUUCGCUGCCGUUGUCUCCGCUGACAGAAGCCAAGAAGCCGAAGCUAUUGGAAACAAGGGUGGUGUUUCUGGCUUGUUCAACAACAAGUUCAAGGGUGGUUUUGCCGCUGACAAUGGCGUCGACAACAAGGUUUCCCAGGACAAUUAAAAAUCGUAAUCCAUACUAUUCUUUCCAGGCCGUUCCGUAUCUAAUUAAUUGGACAUGAUCUUGUGUAUUCAUUUGUGAUAAUGGCUACGGAUAUUUAGAAUAUUGCACACUAUUUUUUCUUCUUCUUUUAAUUGUCAUAAACAUCGAUAUAAGCGGGAUAUUUUUCAUUUCUGAAGUAUCAGCGCAUUUUGAUAUUCUCUUGCUAAAUAAUAGCUAUAUAUUAUUUAGUAUUGAUAGUUUCAUUAUAUAAAACCCAUUUAAACCAUACAAACUGUUCCUAUUUUAUGCUGUGAAAUGAAGUGGUCCAUACAAUUACAUUUCCUCUAAAAGUCUAAUUUAUUGAUAGUACGAGUAACAAAGUACUAAAAUAUUUGAGUAUUAGUCUCUCCUACUUUAAAACUGGCAUACAAUAAAUGCACUUUUCAUUUUUUUAAG